CUCCUGGCAUGCCCUAUCGCGGGAAGGAGAGGGGCCUCUUGCAAUGGAGCUUAUGAGAGUGGGGGUGGGGAGAAGAGAUUCAGAGCGCAUUCCAGAGACGAAAUCCUCGAUUGUGUCCCUUCUCACGUGGUUUCCAGGCCCUUUCUCAUGUUUGUGUCUACUGAUUGCUUCCCACUUUGCUUAUAGCUCUCCAAAUAUGGAGCUAGACCACUUCAUACAGUGCCAGCUCACAUCAGAACGGAAUCAUCCUUUUGCUCCUAUGAGAACGUAAAUGUCUAUAGAAGCUCUACAAAGGAUCAUUUCAACUCUGGCAAAUAAAAAUGAUGAAAUUCAGAACUUUAUUGAUACACUAAAUCAAACACUAAAAGGAGUUCAGGAAAAUUCUUCUAACAUACUUUCAGAGUUAGAUGAAGAAUUUGAUAGUUUAUAUUCUAUUUUGGAUGAGGUGAAAGAAAGUAUGAUUAACAGUAUCAAGCAGGAACAAGCUCGUAAAUCACAAGAGUUACAGAGUCAGCUCAGUCAAUGUAAUAAUGCCUUGGAGAACUCAGAAGAACUACUAGAAUUUGCAACACGGUCAUUAGAUCUAAAGGAACCUGAAGAAUUUUCAAAGGCUGCCAGACAGAUCAAGGAUAGAGUAACAAUGGCUUCAGCCUUUCGCCUUUCUUUGAAACCAAAGGUCAGUGACAACAUGACUCAUUUAAUGGUGGAUUUUUCUCAGGAAAGACAGAUGCUGCAAACUUUGAAGUUUUUGCCAGUUCCUAAAGCUCCAGAGAUAGAUCCAGUAGAGUGUUUGGUGGCUGACAAUUCUGUAACAGUGGCUUGGAGAAUGCCAGAAGAAGAUAAUAAAAUUGACCAUUUUAUACUGGAAUAUCGGAAAACUAAUUUUGACGGACUUCCACGUGUAAAGGAUGAGCGAUGCUGGGAGAUAAUUGAUAAUAUUAAGGGUACUGAAUAUACACUAUCAGGCUUAAAGUUUGAUUCAAAGUAUAUGAAUUUCAGAGUUCGAGCUUGUAACAAAGCUGUAGCUGGAGAGUAUUCUGAUCCAGUGACUCUAGAGACCAAAGCACUAAACUUCAAUUUGGAUAGCUCAUCAUCCCAUUUGAACCUGAGAGUUGAAGAUACCUGUGUAGAGUGGGAUCCUACAGGAGGAAAAGGUCAAGAAAGUAAAAUGAAAGGAAAAGAGAAUAAGGGCAGUGUCCAUGUUACUUCACUGAAGAAACAUACAAGAAGUGGCACGCCGUCCCCCAAACGGACAUCCAUAGGCUCCAGGCCACCAGCAGGAAGAGGCAGCAGAGAUCGUUUUACUGGGGAAUCAUACACAGUGCUGGGAGACACUGCUAUUGAAAGUGGACAACAUUAUUGGGAGGUCAAGGCCCAGAAGGAUUGUAAAUCUUACAGUGUGGGAGUAGCAUACAAGACUUUGGGGAAAUUUGACCAAUUAGGAAAGACAAACACUAGUUGGUGUAUCCAUGUCAACAACUGGCUGCAAAACACAUUUGCAGCAAAGCAUAAUAAUAAAGUCAAAGCCUUGGAUGUUACUGUUCCUGAGAGAAUAGGUGUAUUUUGUGAUUUUGAUGGGGGUCAACUUUCUUUCUAUGAUGCAAGCUCAAAACAGUUGUUGUAUUCCUUUAAGACAAAAUUUACUCAGCCAGUACUACCUGGUUUCAUGGUUUGGUGUGGUGGACUUUCUUUGAAUACUGGGAUGCAGGUUCCAAGUGCUGUGAGAACGCUUCAGAAAAGUGAAAAUGGAAUGACGGGUUCAGCUAGCAGCCUAAACAAUAUUACUCAGUAAUGCUUACUCAGAAUAUGUUUCACCCCCUUUGGGUGGCCUUUUCUGUGCAGUUACUAAUCACAGAAAUUUACAAGUGGUGGAAAUCAGGUUUGCUACCUUUUGCUUUAAGGCCUGGGAUGUGUUAGCAUUAAGCAUCUAGUACCAAGUACUCACGGGAACCUACUGUGCAGUAGCAUCAAGCAAGCAGAUUCUGAGCAAGAAACUGAUGUUUCGAAGAGCAAAUGGGAAGAAAGGCAGUGUUUAAAUAGUUACAUAGAAACUCAUUUUUGUGUUUCUUGGAUUACUUUGGCUCUCCUAAAAUGUUUAGUUAGUAUGUAGUCCUAGGACCUGAGAGGAAAGCAUUUAAAUCUUGUCUUCUUUCCCCUGUACUUUCUCUUUAUCUCGUCACUACCUAUUAUUAGGUUCUUACACUGAAGCUUUAAAAAAAUAUAUAGUCUUUUAAGUUUGUCUAAAAAUUGAAAUCAUUGGUUGGGGAUGCUAGAAAUGUUUUCUUAAUUGUUGUCCUUUCGUAAAGAAGUUGAGUUUUGCUAAAUUAUCCUCUUUUGUUUUACUGACUAGAUUGUUUAUCAUUUUCUCUUUUCCAAAUAUUGUGACAUUUCUCUUAUUUGAGUUAAAACUCAAAAUAGAGUGGAUAGGAAGAGUUUAGCUUAAAAUCACCCAUACAUUAGUUGUCGUCGUUGUUGUUUUUAACCUGCUGCACUAACAGUGGCAAAGGGAUAUUCUUUAUAUGUUGCCUUGUUUAAUUAGACUUCUUUUCAUUCCAUCAUUUUGGAUGAUGGAUAAGAUUUUUUAAAGCUUUCUAUUUUCUGAUUUUGUUGUCACAUUUAGUACUACCUUUAAUAGUUGUCUUGGUAAAAUUCUCACUUGAAUUUGGUAGUAAUUGAUAAUUAUACUGAUUUUUAAUAUUUCUAGUAGGAAUGAAAUUUUAUUAAAGUUUAAAAAAAGGUAGAAAAACCUACAUCAUUUAAGUUUUAUCUAAGAAGAUAGGUUAUAAAGGGAGGUGCCUAAAACUACUGAGGUCAUUUAUGUCUGCUUUUUAAUAAGGUAUGGAAUGGUUUAAACAAGUGUUUUGAAAAAUGUCUACAUAUCUCUGACUUAUUUACCAUAUAAGUUUUUCAAACGUAACUAUUCAGAGGUUAUUUUUCACAUUUGCCUUCCAAAGGGGUAUAAUUCUUCCAAAAAUCAUCAUAGAAUAAUCCUUCCCAACCUUAGGGAAAAUAUGUUAAACCAUGAAUAAAACCCAUGGUUAUUGAGCAGAACAUACCUAUUUUUUAAAAGUUGGUUAAAAUUUUUAAUACAAGUUCUUUGAGCCAAACUGAAAGUUGCGAUUUCAGUAUUUAAGAAGUCCUUGAACGUUUUUGGUGGUCUCUGGAAUUUACUUUCUCAUGUUGACCUUUUUUCAUUCUUAUUUUAAGGGUAUUAUGCUCUGACAACCUUCUCCCAAGAAGGGACUAUUGCUGCUUACAUCUGAGCUGCCUUUUACAGAAAAACCUGUGAAAUAGGAAUAGCUCAUUCUCUCCUAAAGUUUACUGUUUACUGAUAUAGGGUGUUUUGUUUUUUGGUAAAACAGACCUAAAUGAGGAAUUUUGUUUGAAUUAGGUAUUAUUUUUCCAGAGGGCAUUUAUAUCUGCACCAUUGUCUCAUGACAUAUUGGUAGUUUUUAAAGACUAUAAGGCAGUUGAGAGAAUGAAGUAUGUCAAUAGAUAUCCUUUUGAUUCUCCAAACAACUAUAAUAUUGGGUUUUGUUCUUCCUAAAGAUUUUGAAAAAAAAUUUUUGGAUAUUCUGUUCCCUACAGUGGUGUUAUUCCAGGACCUAAGAAACAGGAAGUUACAAUUCUCUUUCAUAGAGUCAAAUCUGAAAGCAGUAAUUUAGUGGUGGAGCUGCUUUCUGUGAACAAUUACACAUGUAUAGUUUAGCAAAAUUGACAUAGAAAAAGCCAGAAGUUCUUGUAUAAAAUUUUUUACUAUUACGUCUUAUGUAAUUGUGUCUUCUCUUUAAUUCAGUGCCUUCUUCCUCUAAGUGUGCUCUUACUUCAUGCCCCCUGCAGCGUCAACUGAUAAUUUAAGCCAGAGACCAUUAUGUUAUACUGGUGAGGGCCUUCUAUUGCAGGUGUAUGGAGCAGAGGAUUAAUCGGGCUGGAGGAGUGCAUAUGCUUCUAUUCUGUGCUCAUGCCAUCAUUUGAAACCCUUCAUUUAAAUUUUCUAAUGUUCAUUUGGAAAAUUCAUUUGAAGUAAUAACAAGUAUUACUUCAAAAUAAAAAUCUGAGGUUUUCCUGUUACUAUGUAUGCUUCUUAAAUGUCUCUAUAAAAAACAAAAGUUUUAAGUUUAUAUGUGUUAAGUUAAACUGGAAAAGUCUGCCACCCUCCUUUUCAAACUAGAAAAUAAUCAACUGUAGUGCCUAUUUAAAUAGUAUCAAAUUAAGGUAACUCUUAACUUGACCAUAAUAUAUAACAUUCUCAUUGUCAUUUGAAUUAAAAACUAUUGAGCCUUUUUGCUCAAAUUUAAUGCAUUGUGGGAAGAUGGUAUACCCUUUCAGACUUUAUUAGUUUGUUUACUCUUUGUUUUGACAGGUCAAACAUGAUUGCUUUCUGUAAAAGAAAUGCAUGAGAGGUUGACGGUAAUAGAUGUAUUACAGGUAUAAAAAUUGUUUUAUAAAAAUGUGCAUUUGAUAUUGCAUUUCUCUUUUAGCAGUUGAAUCCCAAACCAGUUUUAGUAAACUGGGUUAAAGAAAUGAAGGAAUUGCCUUAAGCACUUUAGAAAAAAAAUUUUUUUACAAUUCAUUUUGACUCUUUGGGCUUACUCUGUCACCUAUGUGUUUAACUUUUGGUAAAUAUGUAUAUAUGAAGCAUUUAAUAACUGAGUGCACAUAGAAAUUUAAUAUACAGUGAUUCUUUGAAUGUCCCAGGUAUAGGUAAACAAAUUGAAAGUAUUAGAGGCGUGCCUGUCUGUACAUGGGUUUUAUUGAUGGCAUCUGUACCGUGUUGACAAACCGUUAACUGCCACUGUACAGCUAGACUUGGCCUACUUUGUUCUGCAAACAGUAACUUUUUCCUGUGUUACCAUUUAAAGAAACAUAUUGGCUUAGUUUUAUUUACUCACUUAUUAAAUUAAAGUAUGAACAGUGUCAUGUAUAAUUGGAA
Molecule: messenger RNA, 4933 nt
Organism: Herpailurus yagouaroundi (jaguarundi)
Lineage: Eukaryota; Metazoa; Chordata; Mammalia; Carnivora; Felidae
Gene: FSD1L
Product: fibronectin type III and SPRY domain containing 1 like
Exons: 15
Coding region: 272-1792 (506 amino acids)
Molecular function (GO): protein binding
Source: RefSeq, a predicted model, not a curated record